AGACGCAUAGACUAGCGCGGAUUUAUCUCUAUUUUAAGUUCUCUGUCUCUAGCUGUCGGUGCGCUACUUCAGCUCUGGUCGUGCUGUGAACUACACGCGCCUUGCGGCUCCCCCAAUAAAAAUAUCAUACAAACAGACAAUAAAAAAACAAUUAAUAUAACAAAAUCCUGUAUUUUGUGUGCCUGUGUCCGUGCGUGCGUGAAACCAGAAAUCUCAAGCUCCACUUCCGGCUUCGAUUUAAAUUUGAGACUUGUAUAAAAAAGAACAAUUCCCUCAAAAUGAUAUUCGGCCGCUGGACGCGUAAGCAAAUACUCACGAUGUGCGGUUUGGGUGGCGCUGUUGUGGGCGCUAUAAUUAUAAUCGCUGUGCUCAACAGCAAUGUGUCUGCCAAGGAGGUGCCCUGGCAUGAUGCAGCCACAUCCAAGUGCUAUAAGACCCGUCCCAAUACAACCCACUCAACACUGGAACUAGUCCACAUUGUGUUCAGGCACGGCAUUCGCACCCCCGUGGAUACGUACCCCAACGAUCCCUAUUUGAGAGAUGGCUUCAAGCCAACGGGCUGGGGACAUGUCACCAAUUCUGGCAAACGAGAACUCUACGAAAUGGGCCACUGGCUGAAUCGUCGGUACAGCGAAUUUAUGGGACCCUACUACAGACCCGAUCGCUUACAUGCACAAGCGACAGCGUCACCCCGCGCCAUGAUGUCCCUCCAGACGACACUGGCCAGCAUGUUUGAGCCCCGUGGAACUCCAAUGGAGUGGAACAAGGAACUCAACUGGCAACCCAUACCUAUAGUUUCAGAACCUCUAGACCAAGAUUCGCUUUUGCUGGUUCGGACGCCGUGUCCGCGCUAUUUUGAGGCCUGGGAAGAGGUGUUCAAGCGGCCCGAAGUGAUUGCAGAGACAAAGCCAUACGAGCAAAUGUUCCGGGAGCUGACCAAUCUGACUGGGAUGCCGGUGAGGAAUGCCGAGGAUGUGAACUCCCUGUACAUCACACUGCUGGCAGAGCAAGAGUUUGGCUAUGAGCUGCCCGCUUGGACCAAGGAUUACUUCCCCGAUCGCAUGCAGUUCCUGGCCGAACAGAGCUAUAUCUACAAUGCCUACACGCCGGAGAUGCAGAAGAUCAAGGGUGGACCCUUCCUCAAGAGGAUGUACAAGGAGAUGUCCGAGAAGAGAGAUGGCAGUCUGAAGCCCAAAGAUCGGGGCAUGUACAUCUAUGCGGGACAUGACUGGACUGUGGGCAAUAUACUGUCUGCCUUGGGGCUUUGGAAGCGUCAAAUGCCUAGGUUUGCGGUAAUGGCUAUCUUUGAGACGCACAGAGAUAAGCGGACAGGCGAAUACUAUGUGGAGAUCUUUCUACGGAACGACAAACACGGCUGCCUGGAGCAGUUGCAGCUCCGUGACUGCGAUCGUCAGUGCCCCCUGAGUCGCCUCAUCGAACUAAGCAGCGAGGUGCUGCCCAACGAGCCAAUGGAACAGCGGUGUCGGCCCCACAGCCCCGAUUUUGUGGAACCGCCGCCGCGUCUGAUCGAUCAGAAUGCGGGACGCUAGCAAUAAUUGGUGGAUGAUUGCGCUGAUUGAAGCGCUCGCUCUUCGUUGCUCUUCGUGUGUUUCACUGUGUGUGUGUGUGUUUUGCUUAAUGUAUGGGUGAAUACAUAAUCGCGACUUAAAAGCCGACCGACGUUCUAUUGAUGCAGUCACUCAACGCACAAGCCUCAGCUCAGUCGGUCUACUUCAUUCUACCGCUCAACCCAACCCAACACAAUCCAAGCCAAAUCAACUAUGAAGCUAUUGGGCCUUCUGCUCUUUGUGGCCUAUUGGCUGAUGGCUAUUCGCGCAGCCAGUGUGC
Molecule: messenger RNA, 1848 nt
Organism: Drosophila obscura
Lineage: Eukaryota; Metazoa; Arthropoda; Insecta; Diptera; Drosophilidae
Product: venom acid phosphatase Acph-1
Exons: 6
Coding region: 279-1550 (423 amino acids)
Biological process (GO): dephosphorylation
Molecular function (GO): phosphatase activity
Source: RefSeq, a predicted model, not a curated record